Messenger RNA from Seminavis robusta, 459 nucleotides. The record is from the annotation of a GenBank genome assembly. Lineage: Eukaryota; Bacillariophyta; Bacillariophyceae; Naviculales; Naviculaceae.
AUGGAUCCAGCUGUUGCCAUCGCCAAUGACGCCUUCAUUGGCCAAGUCGCCGUUCCGUUGAUCUCAGAGUACAUUUCGAAAAUGUCCAAGCUUGAACAAGCCGCAUCCUCGACGACUACCGUGAAGCCUUCCACUUCUCAGAAUUGUGCGAGUGUGUUGAGGCCAAGCAAGAAGAGCGUCUCGAUCAACGUCGACGAUGAACCCAUCAUCAAACACUCUGUCGAAGAAUCUACGGCCAAACGGCGAGAUGAUGAUGGCUCCAACGACGCUGCGUCCCUCCUCAAAAGUGGCGACCGUCUCAGGGGUGAUUGUUGUCGCGAGACGGAGGCGACCGUCUGUUUUCGAGACGAGUCGAGACAUCUUCCAAGGAUUUUGACGACUUCGGCGUCGGAUGUGCAUUCACCAGCAGCAACAGUUGGCAAUGAAAUGGCAACGAAGUGGGACGAUCGCAUGGCAUGA